GUUGCCAAUUUCCAUUGUUUCAUUAAAUUUCGUCAUACAGGAGAGACAUACUCGUGACGUCCUGACCUCAAAGCGUCCUUUUCAUUGAAUUCUUUCGUUAAGCGAUAAUUUCCCUUCUCUGUGAUAUCUUGGAAGUCAUCCGUACGAAUCGUUUUCUCGUCUUUGUGGUGGAGGCAAUUACGUAACCUCGUCGUCACUGACCCUGAAGCCUAUUGAAAAAGGCAAGAAAAAGAGAGAGAGAAAUGGAGAAGAGUGGGAGGCUAGAUGUAGAACGUAACGAGGCGACAAGCAAUGGCAUCGCCGCAAAAGAACCAGCAGCAGGAGGAACCGACACUGCUUCGGUACAGCCCACUUAUAAGCAGUUGCCCGACGACGACGUUAACUGGCAGAUCAGAAAUAAUAGUACCAGUGAAGAGAAGACGGAGCCAGUUGCAGAAAUGGGCAAGCAAAAUGGUACAGAUACAGAGCUUGAAGAUGGGGCUCAGGAACGAAUGCUUAAAGAUGAUGUAAAAUUGUCCAUUACACCCAGUAAAGAUCCAUCUGAAGUAAAAUUUAUUCCUGAAAAUGGAGAUGCUAAAAUUGAUAUCGAAACAGUUAAGCAGUCAUUGUCAGGAAUGGGCAAAGCUGAAUUGAUGAAAUAUGCUAAUGAUCCAUUCUGGAUUAAAUUAAGAUGGUUCCUAUUUAUUGCAUUUUGGGUCCUAUGGGCUGCUAUGCUCGCUGGAGCUAUUGCUAUCAUUGUAAUAGCACCAAAGUGCUCUCCCCCAGAACCCAAAAAAUGGUGGGAGGAAAGCCCAAUAAUUAAAUUAGAACCAUCCGAUACAUCUACAAAUGAUUUAAAUGGCUUAGAGUCUUUCCUUGAUGCUCUUGAAGAUCAACACAUAAAAGCAAUUUCAUUAAAUUCAAUCUUAAAAGAAGCUGCACCUGGCCAUACUACAGAUUUCAGGGAUCUUAAUGAAAAAAUUGGACUAAUGAGUGAUUUUCAGAAAUUUAUGAACGCAGCAAAAAAUAAGAAUCAACACAUAAUUUUAGAGUUAGAUCCAAAUCAUUCAUCUGACCAACACCCUUGGUUUUUGAAAUCUAUCAAUAAAGAAGAGCCUUAUACAUCAUUCUACGUAUGGGCUGAUGGAAAAGUAAAUGCUGGUAGUAGAACAUUGUUACCACCAAAUAAUUGGGUUAGUCUAAAUGGAGGUUCGGCAUGGAGUUUUAAUAAGGAGAGAGAGCAAUUCUAUCUUCAUCAAUUUAAUGAAAGUCAACCUGAUCUCAAUUAUACGAAUCCUGCUGUAAUUAAUGCAUUUUCAGAUAUUCUUAAACAUUGGUUAAAAUUAGGUGUAAAAGGCUUUAGACUUUCAAAUACUCGUUAUUUAAUUGAAGAUCCUAGCUUGGCUAAUGAUUCUUUAAGCACAUCUUACCCUGCUAUAUCAGGAUCAUAUGAAUCACUGAUUCAUGUUCAUACGAGAGACCAUGCUCAAAAUUUAAUUGUCCUAAGGCAAUGGCGUGACGUUGUUAUGAAUUACACAAAUGGAGAAGGAUUAUUUGCAUUAAGCGAUGAAGUAGGAUAUGAUCUACAAACAUACAACAAACAAAAGACUUUAGUUGAUCUUCCUCAAAUGGUAAAUUUCCUUGCAAAUAUAGACCCAACUGUCUCAGCUUCAGCUUUAAACAAUAGUAUUUCAAAUGUAUUAGCAUUUUCUCCUUGGCCGGGUAUAGAUCUAAAUGGUAAAGAAGCCAGCUUGAGAAAACGAAUACAUGCAGAAAUAGCUGAUAGCUUAAUUUUAAUGACUAUGCUACUGCCUGCUACACCAAUAUUAAAAAUAAAUGAUACUCUUUCUGCUAAAGAAGUAUUUGCCACACUUGCUAAUGCUCGUCAAAAUUUAGCAUUCCUUUAUGGUGAAACAAAAACUGAUGUUUUAAAUAAUGGAACUGUAUUUGUUUACACGCGGCUUAAAAGUGGAAAUCCUGGAUAUUUAGUAGCCUACAAUAGUGCAUCGUACAAUACAACUAUUGACGUAACUACGUUACCAAAUUUAUCUAAGGAAGUUAAUAUUAUUGCACACAGUCCUAAUUACGUCGAAAAAUUAUCUAAUGCUAAAAAAUUAAUAUCAAAUGAUAUACCGAUGUCUCCAAAAAGUACUUUAGUAGUGACUUUUGUCCCAAAAACUUAAUUAAUUUCCUACAACUAUAAUUACAUCUAAGUAACACUUAUAUAUGUGUAUUAAU
Messenger RNA from Ceratosolen solmsi marchali, 2217 nucleotides. It is a transcript of the gene CD98hc, whose product is annotated as CD98 heavy chain. Gene Ontology annotation, cellular component: apical plasma membrane; basolateral plasma membrane. Gene Ontology annotation, biological process: phenylalanine transport; carbohydrate metabolic process; L-alanine import across plasma membrane. The record is from RefSeq and is a predicted model, not a curated record. NCBI's taxonomy places the organism in Eukaryota, Metazoa, Arthropoda, Insecta, Hymenoptera, Agaonidae. Gene Ontology annotation, molecular function: L-alanine transmembrane transporter activity; L-leucine transmembrane transporter activity; aromatic amino acid transmembrane transporter activity. The transcript has 10 exons. The coding region runs from base 243 to 2162 and encodes 639 amino acids.